AUGGAAGACUCGGAACAUGUUCUGAAGGCCGACUACUCCACGGACAGCUCUGCUCCACUACCAGAAUAUGGCGUCGCAGAGCACCACAACCGCCCUUGGUCAGCACGGGUGGUAGACAGCUUCAGACGCGAUCCGAAUGCCCACGCGACACCCAAGGGCGCCGUUGGAGCAGACGGCAGAAUCUACGAUGUCGAAAGUGCCGCAGCGGCGACAGCAAACUCCCCUCUUCAACGAUCUCUCAAAGGUCGCCAUCUACAGAUGAUCGCCAUUGGAGGCUCCAUUGGUACCGGUCUGUUUGUCGGUAGCGGCAGCGCUUUGGCGCAUGGUGGCCCAGCCUCAGUCUUGCUUGCCUGGCUCAUCGUUGGCAUCAUGAUGUACUGCACUGUCCAUGCUCUGGGCGAAAUGGCAGUGCUCUUCCCCGUUGCUGGCUCAUUCUCUGCGUACUCGACUCGCUUCUUAGACCCAGCAUGGGGCUUCGCGAUGGGUUGGAACUACGCCAUGCAAUGGCUAGUCGUGCUACCCUUGGAAAUCGUCUCUGCAACCAUCACCAUCAAUUUCUGGAACAGCAACAUCAAUAAUGACGCUUUCGUGGCCAUCUUCUUGGUGCUGAUCAUCACCAUCAAUUUGUUCGGCGUGAAAGGCUACGGCGAAGCAGAAUUCGUCUUUGCCAUUAUCAAAGUCAUUGCCAUCAUAGGCUUUAUUAUACUCGGCAUCAUCAUCAACAUUGGUGGCGGUCCGGGAGGUACGUAUGUAGGCGGCAGAUACUGGCGUGACCCUGGUGCUUUCAACAACGGCUUCAAAGGACUUUGCUCCACAUUUGUUACGGCUGCCUUCUCCUUCGCUGGCACUGAGCUUGUAGGACUUGCCGCUGCAGAGACCGCUAAUCCGAGAAAGUCUUUACCGACAGCAAUCAAGCAAGUGUUCUGGAGAAUUACCAUGUUUUACAUUGUCUCCCUGCUACUGGUGGGCCUACUGGUCCCGUACACAAACGGACAGCUGUUGAACGGGAGCAGCAGUGUGGAUGCCAAAGCCUCGCCAUUCGUGAUAGCUAUCAGCGACGCAGGGAUCGCCGGCCUGCCUUCCGUCAUCAACGUGGUCAUCAUGAUCGCGGUGUUGUCCGUUGGUAACUCGUCGAUCUACGGUAGCUCGCGCACACUCGCGGCACUUGCAGAACAGAACCAAGCGCCCAAGAUUCUUGCUUACAUUGAUCGCAAAGGCCGACCAAUAGUGGCUAUUGGCUUGGCUUCUGCUCUCGGCUUCCUUGCCUUCUUCGCCGGCUCGAACAAGUGGAAUGAUGCCUUCAACUGGAUGUUGGCGCUCUCCGGUCUCUCUUCCAUCUUCACAUGGGGCUCGAUCUGCCUGGCACACAUCCGCUUCCGACAUGGUUGGAAGAAGCAAGGCCAUACACUUGACGAACUUGCAUUCCGGAGCCAACCUGGCGUUUGGGGCUCAUGGCUCGGCCUCACUAUCAACAUCAUCAUCCUACCUGCUCAGUUCUGGACUGGCGCAUGGCCGAUCCACUACGGGGAGCUAGGCGUGGCAGGCCAAGUGAAUUCGUUCUUCCAGGCUUACCUCGCUGCUCCGAUCGUUGUCUUGAGUUAUGUCGUGUACAAGAUAUGGCGGAAGACGCCAAUCAUUCGUUCGCAUAACAUGGACCUGCAUACUGGCAUUCGUGAUCUGAACGUGGCAGAACUGAUAGCGGAAGAGAGGAUGGACAGAGCUGCGUGGCCAAGGUGGAAAAAGGUCUACAAAUUCCUCUGCUGA
Messenger RNA from Recurvomyces mirabilis, 1764 nucleotides. It is a transcript of the gene HIP1, whose product is annotated as histidine permease. The coding region runs from base 1 to 1764 and encodes 587 amino acids. Gene Ontology annotation, molecular function: amino acid transmembrane transporter activity. The record is from RefSeq and is a predicted model, not a curated record. Gene Ontology annotation, cellular component: membrane. NCBI's taxonomy places the organism in Eukaryota, Fungi, Ascomycota, Dothideomycetes, Mycosphaerellales, Teratosphaeriaceae. The transcript has 3 exons. Gene Ontology annotation, biological process: amino acid transmembrane transport.